Penicillium waksmanii is the source of this 231-nucleotide messenger RNA. RefSeq lists its product as uncharacterized. The transcript has a single exon. The coding region runs from base 1 to 231 and encodes 76 amino acids. The record is from RefSeq and is a predicted model, not a curated record. Lineage: Eukaryota; Fungi; Ascomycota; Eurotiomycetes; Eurotiales; Aspergillaceae.
AUGUGCUUCGGCCUCAGCUCCUCCAAACCCGCGAAGCCCGGGCUUUUCCCACCUCGCCGCGGCCAAUACGGAGACAACUACAAUCAAUAUCUUCGUGAUUACGAUAAAUACCAGAAAUCCAAAAAGGAAUAUGCGGAGUGGAGUCGGAAGCGCAAUCGCAGGCGCAUGGCGAAUGGAAAUAUCGCUACCCUUGGUGCUGGUGUUGCGGUUGCGGGUGGUGGUGGGGCGUGA